Molecule: messenger RNA, 1463 nt
Organism: Malus domestica (apple)
Lineage: Eukaryota; Viridiplantae; Streptophyta; Magnoliopsida; Rosales; Rosaceae
Gene: MAN2
Product: mannan endo-1,4-beta-mannosidase 7-like
Molecular function (GO): mannan endo-1,4-beta-mannosidase activity
Source: RefSeq, marked provisional
GAAAGAUGAAGCAUUUGGGUGUGAUUUUCUUUGGGGCUCUGUUGUUCAUCUUCCUGAACCAUGGAGUUAUAGCGGAAGAUGGGUUUGUGAAGACCAGAGGAGUGCAGCUUGUUUUGAACGGAGUUCCGUACUACGGAAACGGAUUCAAUGCGUACUGGUUGAUGUACAUGGCGACUGACCCUUCUGAGAGGGAGAAAGUUUCGUCUGCCUUUCGAGAGGCUACGAAAAAUGGGCUCACGAUUGCAAGGACUUGGGCUUUCGCCGAUGGCGGAUACAGAGCUCUGCAGACCUCUCCGGGCUCCUACGAUGAGAAAACUUUUCAGGGGUUGGAUUUUGUGAUAGCUGAGGCGAAGAAGAAUGGGAUCAAAGUAAUGCUGAGUCUGGUUAACAACUAUGACGACUUUGGAGGCAAGAAACAGUACGUGGAAUGGGCAAGAAGCCAAGGCCAGUCUCUAUCUUCUGAAGAUGAUUUCUUUACCAACUCUGUUGUUAAGGGAUUUUACAAAAAUCAUAUCAAGACUGUUCUUACGAGGAUUAACACUUUGACUGGAGUUGCUUACAAAGAUGAACCAACCAUAAUGGCUUGGGAGCUGAUGAAUGAGCCAAGAUGCACUUCAGAUCCAUCUGGAAAAACCAUUCAGGCUUGGAUAACGGAGAUGGCGUCUUACUUGAAAUCCAUAGAUGGGAAUCACUUGCUAGAAGUUGGCCUUGAAGGGUUUUAUGGACCAUCAAAUCCGAAAACGAAUCCGAACUACUAUCAAAUCGGAACUGAUUUCUUGGCGAAUAAUCAGAUCCCUGGCAUUGAUUUUGCCACUGUACACUCAUAUCCUGAUCAAUGGUUAAAUGGGUCAAGUUAUGAAGAUCAGGUCUCUUUCUUGAACAGUUGGGUCAAUGAUCACAUCCAUGAUGCACAAAACAUCCUUAAGAAGCCAGUCCUCUUUGCUGAGUUUGGAAGGUCUUUGAAAGAGUCAGGUUAUACCAUAAACCAGCGUGACCGGAUUUUCACUACAGUUUACUCGGGCAUCUACUCUUCGGCUAGGGGUGGAGGUCCUGCUGUUGGCGGCUUGUUCUGGCAACUUCUGGCCCAAGGAAUGGACUCUUUCCAAGACGGGUACGGGGUAGUGUUGAGUGAAAGCUCCUCGACAGUUGGUUUGAUCGCUGAGGAAUCUCAGAAGCUUAUUAAGAUUCGGAAGAUGUAUGCCAGGCUUAGAAACAUCGAGAAGUGGAAGCGAGCCAGGGAAAUUCGAAGGGAUCAGUUCUGGUCCGGGAAUAAGGUGAGUGGUACAGGAAACUGAGAAAAGGGUUUACACAGGAAACUGAGAAAAGGGUUUAUGUUUUAAAUCUGUCUGAGUUUCCCUCUUAGAGAUGAGGUUUGUUCAUCCAAGAGAGCAGGAUGAUAGUAAGAGUUUAUUUCUUAAUCUGUUUCGAUAUAUCCCAAAUAUAUUUCCCUAAUUUGAUUUAUU